Messenger RNA from Carya illinoinensis, 1123 nucleotides. RefSeq lists its product as uncharacterized. Lineage: Eukaryota; Viridiplantae; Streptophyta; Magnoliopsida; Fagales; Juglandaceae. The record is from RefSeq and is a predicted model, not a curated record. Bases 54 to 1070 code for a protein of 338 amino acids. The transcript has 2 exons.
CUUUGUGCCACACCAUCCGCAGUAUUCUUCUACCAAUAUUUAAGAAGAAAGUCAUGGAGAUUUUUAGCAGGAAUGGGUUACUGAUCAUUCUUCUGCUCUUCAUAUUCGGCGCUGUGCAUAUCGAUGCAGAAACUAAGACAUGCACCAGUAAAGGUAGCCCAUGCCGAUUUAAAAAGAUCCCCUGUCCAUCCCAAUGUCCUACAUCAUCAUCAACAAACCCGAAAGCAAAAGUUUGCUAUGUCAACUGUAAUUCACCCGUAUGCCAAGCUGAGUGCAAACAUCGUAAAGCUAACUGCAACGCCCCCGGAUCAGGAUGCUAUGAUCCCCGUUUCAUUGGUGGAGAUGGCAUCGUUUUCUACUUCCACGGCAAGAGCAAUGAGCAUUUCAGCCUAGUUUCCGAUCUCAACCUCCAAAUCAAUGCCCGCUUCAUCGGGCUCCGGCCAGCAGGCAGAACCAGGGACUUUACUUGGAUUCAAGCCCUAGGUCUCCUGUUUGACUCCAACACUUUCUCUCUUGAGGCCACCCGAGCGGCGACCUGGGAUGACGAAAUUGACCGUUUGAGAUUCACUUACAAUGGGAAGGAGUUAAUGAUACCAGAAGGCCAUCUCUCUGUAUGGAGAAGCCCUGAAAACGACCUUCGAGUGGAGAGAACAUCCAACAAGAACAGCGUCAUAGUCAUACUCCCUGAGUUUGCAGAGAUAUCAAUCAAUGUUGUGCCCGUAACCAAGGAAGAUGACAGAAUCCACAACUAUCGCAUACCUUCUGAUGACAGUUUUGCUCACUUGGAGGCACAGUUCAGAUUCUACGGCCUAUCCUCGAAAGUCGAAGGGGUUCUUGGGCGGACUUACCAGCCAGAUUUUGUUAAUCCGGCAAAGCCAGGGGUGGCUAUGCCAAUCGUGGGAGGUGAGGACAAGUACAGAACCACAUCACUCCUCUCAUCAGAUUGCAGUUCUUGCAUGUUCUCUCCGGCUGAAGCUCUGGAUCAGAACGACUCGGUGGUUAUGGAAUAUAGUAUGCUAGACUGCACCAGUCGAGCCACCGGUGGUAAUGGAAUUGUUUGUAGGAAAUGAUUAUGAAAUUUGGCACAUUUUCAAAUAAUAAAUAAAAAGUAAUGUUUCUUCCA